CCUCCAGCUAUGCCCUCAGGCACAGGGAGCAGGCAAGGCAAAGACACCUGAACUCAGCUCCAGGGGACCAGGUAGGAGCAGCACCAAGGCCCGUGGCUAGCUACGGGUGAGCCUAGGGCUCCCUAGCUAAGCCCCCCCUCCCCCCCCCCGGCCUUCUCUUUGCCCUUGUGAUCACAGAUCGGUGGAGGGGCUGGGAGGCAGCCUGAGAGCUCCCGGAGAGCUCUAGCCUGCUUGGACCUGGGAAGGAGAGCCGGGAGCUGCUGAGACGGGAGUGCCGGGCUCCACCUCCCUCUCCUCUCUUGGCCAAGAAUCAGGCAUCCUGGGUUGAGAUCUGGCCGUCCUUACCCACUUUGAAGGGCAGAGGCCACUGUGGGCCUCUGACUCUGACACUCCCUCCUCCACCUUUUCCCGAGAGCUGAGGUGAUUUCCCCUGCCGCCUUAUCUCCUGGUUCCCAGAGUAGGGUAUUCCUAGGUGCCGGGACUCCCUGUGCCCACCAGGGGCCCUCCUUCGAGGUGGCCUCCCUUCCUCCGGGCCAUGGCCAGCAGCGAACCCCCGGCGCUCGGCUCCCCCAGCCCGUCCCUGGGGCCCGGCUCUGGCAGCGGGGACAUGGAAGUGGCCUGCUGGUUUGACGAAGAGUUCAAGUUCAUCCUGCUCCCGGUCAGCUACGCCGUGGUCUUCGUGGUGGGCUUGAGCCUCAACAUCCCCACCCUGUUCCUCUUUCUCUUCCGCCUCCACCCCUGGGACGCCACGGCCACGUACAUGUUCCACCUGGCGCUAUCUGACACCCUCUACGUGCUGUCGCUGCCGACCCUCAUCUACUACUAUGCGGCCCGCAACGACUGGCCCUUCGGGACCGGCCUCUGCAAGUUUGUGCGUUUUCUUUUCUACUGGAACUUGUACAGCAGCGUCCUGUUCCUGACCUGUAUCAGCGUGCACCGCUACCUGGGCAUCUGCCAUCCGCUGCGGGCCCUCCGCUGGGGCCGGCGCCACGUCGCUAACCUCAUCUGCCUGGCCGUCUGGCUGAUCGUGGCCGCUUGCCUGGUGCCCAACCUCUUCUUUGUGACCACCAGCACUCGAGGGGACACCACCCUGUGUCACGACACCACAAAGCCCGAGGACUUUGACCACUACGUCCAUUUCAGUUCGGCCGUCAUGGCUCUGCUCUUUGGGCUCCCCUUUCUGGUCACCCUGGUGUGCUACGGCCUCAUGGCGCGGCGUCUGUGGCGGCCCCUGCCCGGUGCGGCCCAGUCCUCCUCCCGCCUCCGCUCCUUGCGCACCAUCGCCGUGGUGCUGACUGUCUUUGCCAUCUGCUUUGUGCCCUUCCACAUCACCCGCACCAUCUACUACUUGGCGCGGCUUCUGGAGGCGAAUUGUUACACACUGGGCAUCGUCAACAUCACCUACAAGGUGACCCGCCCGCUGGCCAGCGCCAACAGUUGCCUGGAUCCCGUGCUCUACCUCCUCACGGGGGACAAGUACCGGCGGCAGCUGCGGCAGCUCUGCUGCAAAAGGCCCAAUCAGGCCCGUACGGUUUCCUCCCUGGUACUUGUGUCCCGGCCUGAGGAGAGCAGCUGCAGAUAAUCAGCAGCUUUUCCCUGGAAAUCUCAAGUGGGAGAGAGCAGCCCCCUCGUCUUGUGGACACAAAGUCUUCUUGGCAUGUGGAUACCCUGAGCGAUCUGUGAUUUCCUGGAUGUGUAUAUUUCCUCUCAUGGUGCAGAUUUCAACUCAUCCUGAGGAACUCUCGACAUAUCCUCCCAUAGGUCCUCGAUGGAGGCUCCAUACAAAGAAGCAGGGUUAGGGUGAGCCUAACAUUUCUGAGAUAUCCCAUUCUGAGUUCUGGAACAUUCAGGCUUUCACGGGAGCAUCUGUUCAGAGAGAUCAGUUUAUGUACUCCCUGUACUUAUUUUCAGAUGAAGAAACUAUGGCCUAGAGAAGGGAACCGACUUGCCUAGAGCCACAUGGCUAGGAAGUCAUAGCACUGGGAUUUGAGCAUGGGACCUCAGGACUCUACCUCCAUUUGACUUUCUACUGGAUCACAGUGCUUUUCUCAGUUGUCCUAGACUUUACCCUAUGUUCCUGAGCUCUCUA
Sarcophilus harrisii (Tasmanian devil) is the source of this 2089-nucleotide messenger RNA. RefSeq names its product pyrimidinergic receptor P2Y4 (gene P2RY4). The transcript is spliced from 2 exons. Gene Ontology annotation, cellular component: plasma membrane. Gene Ontology annotation, biological process: G protein-coupled receptor signaling pathway; transepithelial chloride transport. The record is from RefSeq and is a predicted model, not a curated record. The coding region runs from base 536 to 1582 and encodes 348 amino acids. Gene Ontology annotation, molecular function: G protein-coupled purinergic nucleotide receptor activity; G protein-coupled UTP receptor activity. Lineage: Eukaryota; Metazoa; Chordata; Mammalia; Dasyuromorphia; Dasyuridae.